This is a messenger RNA of Peronospora matthiolae, 948 nucleotides long. Lineage: Eukaryota; Oomycota; Peronosporomycetes; Peronosporales; Peronosporaceae. The record is from the annotation of a GenBank genome assembly.
AUGUCAAUGUUGCGAUCGCUAGUGUAUCGCUUGAUCCCGCAGACUGCUGGACACUGGCACAAAGGAGAGCAAGGUCGUGUGGGUGUCGUUGGCGGGUCGUUUGAAUACACCGGAGCUCCGUUUUAUGCUGGGACUUCGAGUCUCAAGACAGGAGCAGAUUUGUGCCAUGUUUUUUGCGUGGAGGAGGCCGCAGUUCCUAUUAAAUGCUACAGUCCAGAACUCAUCGUGCACCCGCUGCUGCGAUCGGACGCAUCGCUGGCUGGGGUUGAAAAGUCGAGACGCUUUGGUGUCUUGUCUGAAGCAGUCGAGAGGAUCGCGCAGGUGCUGCCGAGACUUGAUGUCUUGGUAAUUGGUCCUGGACUCGGAAGAGAUGCCAGUGUGCACGAAAUCGCUCGACAAAUUAUUGGUAAGGCCCAAGAAGCCAAUGUGCCACUGAUUCUAGACGGCGACGCUCUUUACUUGGUCAGUCAACGACCAGAUACAAUAAAGGGCUACACGAACGCGAUCCUUACGCCAAAUGCAAUGGAGUAUGCGCGAUUGUGUGCUACAACUCGCCUGGUGCCGGACGUUGAUAUCGCCAAGGCGGCGAAGAUUCCGCCGGCUGAACUUAGCAAAGCCUUGGGUUAUCCCGUAGUUAUUCGAAAGGGAAGCGUGGACACUAUCUCAGACGGGACGAUCACGGUGGAAAACAAAGAGCACGGAUGCCCGCGUCGAUGCGGCGGUCAAGGAGACAUAGUCGCUGGGUCUAUCGCGACGUUUGUGGCGUGGGUAAAGCACGCCGAGCUAGCCGAUUUUGAAGGCAAUCCACUAUUGCUAGCGGUAUACGGAGGCUCUCUCGUGACACGGGCCAGCUCGUCUAUUGCUUUUGACGAACACCAACGUUCUAUGACGGCGCCUGACGUAUUGCACUGCAUCGGCAAAGGGUUCGUCAAGGCAUUCGCUCACUAG